Messenger RNA from Fulvia fulva, 1947 nucleotides. Its product is annotated as Versicolorin B synthase. Bases 1 to 1947 code for a protein of 648 amino acids. The record is from RefSeq and is a predicted model, not a curated record. Gene Ontology annotation, biological process: secondary metabolite biosynthetic process. The transcript is spliced from 2 exons. Lineage: Eukaryota; Fungi; Ascomycota; Dothideomycetes; Mycosphaerellales; Mycosphaerellaceae. Gene Ontology annotation, molecular function: oxidoreductase activity, acting on CH-OH group of donors; flavin adenine dinucleotide binding.
AUGGCGCUUAGCACCCUGCUCACAGCGGCGGCAAUGCCCGUCGCUGGCCUCUUCGCCCUCGCACAGCAAUCUUCUUCUUUCUUCGAUCAGAUCCCCGUGCUGGGCUCGAUGCUCAAUGCAGGUGGCGUUGGCACCUACGAUGCACAGGCAGCACAGCAUGAUGGCCGUAUUCAGGCUCGUGAUCUGCUCAGCUCACAUUUCGGCCCCAUUGGCUGGCCUCAUCAGUCAUUUGACUAUGUCAUUGUUGGUGGAGGCACAGCUGGUCUGGCAAUGGCCAAGAGGCUGUCGGAAGAGGAGGGCAACUCGGUUGCUCUCAUUGAGGCCGGUGGCUUCUACGAGAUGGAUGCUGGUAAUGCGACUGAGGUGCCCAUGUACCUCUUCAACUACUUUUUCGACAAUGGAUACAUGAAGAACCCACUUUUCGACUGGUACCAGUACACCGAGCCACAAGAGGGUCUCCACAACCGUGAGAUGUUCUACAUGCAAGGCAAGACGCUCGGAGGCAGCACUGCUCGCGGUGCCAUGCUUUACCACCGUGGCUCAAAGGGUGCCUACCAGAAGUGGGCAGUCCAAAUUGGCGACGACUCUUACAGCUGGGACAAGUGGCUGCCACACUUCCAGCGCGGUAUCAAGUUCUCUGGCCCCAACACCAACCCUCGUCCGGCCAACGCCACAGCUGUCAACGACGAGAAGGCAUGGUCUGCAACUGGUGGUCCAGUCCAUGUUGCAUACCCAUACCUCACCAACGCCAUCUCUUCGUGGGUUGACAAGGCUCUUGAUGCAUUUGGCUUCACCAACGUCGAGGGCUUCUCGAACGGUGUCCUGCUUGGCAAGUCGUACAUCACCCACACCAUCAACCCAUUCACUCGUCGCCGUGAGACUGCUUCAUCCUCCUACCUCCGCGAGGCACUGGUCGAGAGCAACAACCUCAACAUCUACAUCCGCACCCUCGCCAAGAAGGUCCUCUUCGACGAGAACAAGAAGGCCAACGCCGUCGAAGUCCAGACCGACGGCUUCAAGUGGAAGAUCGAGGCCAAGAAGGAAGUCAUCCUGUCCGCCGGUGUGAUGCGCUCUCCUCAACUCCUCAUGGUCAGCGGUAUCGGUCCCAAGGAAACCCUCGAGAAGCUCGACAUCCCAGUCCUCUCAGACCGCCCAGGCGUCGGCCAAAAUCUCCAGGACACAAUCAUCCUCGGACCCACCAACCCCAUCCGCGUCGAAUCCCACUCCCAGCUCCUCGGUGGAAAGGACACCCUCCCCCGUUCCAUCGACGACUACAACAACCACCGCACCGGCCUCCUCACCAACCCCGGCCAAGACUUCUUCGCCUUCGAAAAGCACGCCAAGGAAGGACCCGGCUCGCUCUCCAAGAAGACUGCAGCGGACAUCGACGCGAACUUCCCAGCCGACUGGCCCACUUACUCUUUCAUCGCCCUCGACGACACCUUCGUCCCACAGUUCAACGGCAAGAAUUACUUCUCCAUGUCCGCCGCUCUCAUGACGACGUUCUCCCGCGGCUACGUCAGUAUCAAUAGCACCGAUACCCUCGACAACCCCAUCGUCGACCCCAAGUGGCUCUCCGAUCCUCGCGACCAGGAAAUGGCCGUCGCGGCGUUCCGUCGUUGCAGACAAUUCACACAGCACGAAGUCCUGCAAGACGUCAUCGACGGCGAGGAACUCCUGCCAGGCAAGAAGUACCAAACUGACGAGGAAGUGCUUGGCUACAUCGCCGAGACUAGUGAUGCAUACUACGCCGGUGUGGGUACUGCGGCCAUGGGAAAGAAAUAUGACCCCAAAGCGGUCUUGGACUCGAAGGCGAGAGUGUUGGGUGUUGAGGGAUUGAGAGUUGUGGAUGCGUCCUCGUUCCCGUUCGCGAUUGAUGGACAGCCUAUGGGCACUGUGUAUGCGCUGGCUGAGAAGAUUGCUGCGGAUAUUCUUGCGGGUAACUAG